Molecule: messenger RNA, 2475 nt
Organism: Pecten maximus
Lineage: Eukaryota; Metazoa; Mollusca; Bivalvia; Pectinida; Pectinidae
Product: nose resistant to fluoxetine protein 6-like
Molecular function (GO): acyltransferase activity, transferring groups other than amino-acyl groups
Source: RefSeq, a predicted model, not a curated record
ACCUAUCUCUCCAGGCCAGGUAUAUACACCUAAUGAAUCGAAGGAACAGAGCAAUUCCCAUCACGACAUUGACACAUCCUCACGAUUAAAUCAAACAUGUAUUUUCAUACACGUAUCCUCGUGUUUGUAACAUGUGUUGGUUUUACAUUAAAUUUCAUCACGGCAGCUGAUGAAAUACCACAGUAUAACAAAAUGAUGGCAAAUGUUUUUGAAUUUGCAAAAAGGAAACAUUUGACUGUACAAGAAAAGGAAGCGAGGGAAGAAUUGUUUUACAGCAUUGCUGACAGUGGUUUACCACAACUCCUACAGAAGUUUCAGGACGCCCUUUUCACUCUCGACAGUGAAGCCGCAAGGAUGUAUAAUGUAUCUGAUCCAUGUUUAAGAGACACACAACAAAUUAUACUUGGUAUACAAAGAAAGGAAUACUGGGCAACGCGGAUUCUCGACUCCCUUGGCAAGCCUGGCAGUGGGAUAACUGACGGGAACAUUCAGUGGAUUGGAUCAUAUGACAUGUGUAAUGGCGUAUCGGGAACAGUCUAUGUAGACAUGGUGAACAACACAGGCCCACAAUACACUCUCCAAGGGAAGUACUGUAAAGGACGCUUAAACCUGGGUAUACCGAAUAUAGGUGCCACCACAUAUGGUACAUGUGUUCCUAAAACGUGUAGUGCAAAAGAUGCCGACACCUUGAUGAAUUUAGCAUUAUCACUGUUGUCCGAUAAAAUGCAUUUCUAUAUCGUUGAUUGCCCAACAGUGGAGACAGAAUACGACGCCCGAGCCAUUGUCAGCAUAACCAUUUGUAGUAUCAUAGGACUAUUGAUGAUACUCGGAACGGGAUACGACGCCUUCAUUGUUCGAUAUAUAAGACAAAAACGCAAGAUACAACAAGAGAAAUACAAUGAAAUGGAGAAAAACAAGAUGGACGCCGAACAAUACCAAUCAGAAUCUUCUCUUAACGAAAGUACAUCGCUUCUAAAGAAAAUUAAACAGAAACCGAUUGUAGUUGGGAGAGAAGAAGAAGGCACAGUUGGAAAAAUCCUUAUGUCUUUCUCCGUGAUGACAAAUGGCGAAAAGCUUCUAAGUACUUCCCAAGGCGAAGGUAGCCUGACUGCUAUAAAUGGCAUGCGAUUUUUUAGUAUCACAUGGGUAAUUCUCGGUCAUAAUUUCUCCUCUGGAUUGCAGUUUUCAGUGAAUAGUGUUCCUUUCUACGCAGAGAUGUUUAAUAGAUGGACAUUCCAGGCAAUAGGAAAUGCCUUCGUAUCUGUUGAUUCUUUUUUCACCAUGAGCGGUCUUCUCCUCUCCUACCUAUUUAUGAAGGAAAUGAAGAAAACUGGUGGAAAGAUGAACUGGGUUAUGUUUUAUUUCCAUAGAUUUUGGAGAUUAACUCCACCUUAUAUGCUGGUUUUGAUGGUAAGCGCUACACUGACCCGAUAUAUGGGUGGCGACGGUGGGCCUAACUGGGUCAAAAACGGAAUCGAGCGGGAUUUCUGUAAGGAAACCUGGUGGACAAAUCUGCUGUACAUCAACAACAUUGUAAAAACAGAUAAAAUGUGUAUUGGAUGGUCAUGGUAUUUGGCCAAUGAUAUGCAGUUUUUCGUCAUCAGCCCUUUGAUGCUUAUACCGCUCUAUUACAAAAGAAAUUUAGGUUUUAUUGUCUGUGGUGUGCUUCUGCUGGCGACGUUUAUAACUACUGGAGUGCUGAACUCAGAAAAUGGGUGGCCAGCUACACCUUUGGAACAAAGAACAUCCAAGGAUGGAGGCAGCUCUUACAUGGAUGGCUAUUAUUUUAAACCUUGGUGCAGGAUUGGGCCGUACAUUGUUGGAAUAAUGGGAGGAUAUAUUCUACAGGCGUGUAACUGCCGCUGUAAAAUAAACAAGCUGGUGAACCUGAUUUGCUGGUUGGUAGCGACUGUUGUGGGCUGUUUAAUCGUAUACGGCCUGUAUGAUUCACUGACUGGCACAGUACUAUCAACACCUGUCGCUGCAUUUUACAACACCAUCCAUAGAAGUGCAUGGGGCAUUUGUAUCUGCUGGGUCAUAUUUGCAUGCGCAACUGGAAAUGGAGGUUUUGUUAAUACAUUACUCUCCUGGAAGGGUUUGGUUCCACUCAGCCGACUAUCCUACUGUGCUUACCUAAUACAUCUUAUCAUCAUCAGCGUGCGUGCUAACUCGCAACAUGCCCCUAUGUACUUUUCAGUAUUUGAAGAGGUAAGUGACAUUGGUAUCAGUUCCAUACCAUGUUUUGUCAUCAUCACACAUGUAAUUAACGUAGCCCUUUUUCCCCGAAAAAGAAAUCAUAAAUUUCGCCAUUCAGAUAAUUUUUCCAGUGGUCUUUUAACUUAUACUUGCCUUAUAUGAUAAUGUCGUAUUCUGUAAUCUUUCAAUAUAAUAAAUAAGUUUUUCCAAUUAUUUCUUGCAUGUGAUUAUCAUUAUGAUAAAUAAACUUUUCCACUUAUUUCAUGCAGGUAAUAAUAA